Molecule: messenger RNA, 9052 nt
Organism: Mobula hypostoma (lesser devil ray)
Lineage: Eukaryota; Metazoa; Chordata; Chondrichthyes; Myliobatiformes; Myliobatidae
Gene: nckap5l
Product: NCK-associated protein 5-like
Exons: 21
Coding region: 1427-7891 (2154 amino acids)
Biological process (GO): microtubule depolymerization; microtubule bundle formation
Cellular component (GO): microtubule plus-end
Source: RefSeq, a predicted model, not a curated record
GAGAAUCAGAGGGAUCUUGGGGUCUGAGUCCAAAGGACACUCAAAGCUGCUACGCAGGUUGGCUCUGUGGUUAAGAAGGCAUACGGUGCAUUGGCCUUCAUCAAUCGUGGGAUUGAGUUUAAGAGCCAAGAGGUAAUGUUGCAGCUAUAUAGGACCCUGAUCAGACCACACUUGUUAGUACUGUGCUCAUUUCUGGUCGCCUCACUAUAGGAAGGAUGUGGAAACCAUAGAAAGGGUGCAGAGGAGAUUUACAAGGAUGUUGCCUGGAUUGGGGAGCAUGCCUUAUGAGAAUAGAUUGAGUGAACUCAGCCUUUUCUCCUUGGAGCGAUGGAGGAUGAGAGGUGACCUGAUAGAGGUGUAUAAGAUGAUGAGAGGCAUUGAUCAUGUGGAUAAUCAGAGGCUUUUCCUCAGGGCUGAAAUGGCUAGCACAAGAAGGCAUAGUUUUAAGGUGCUUGGAAGUAGGCACAGAGGAGAUGUCAGGGGUAAGUUUUUUUACGCAGAGAGUGGUGAGUGUGUGGAAUGGGCUGCUGGCUGCGGUGGUGGAGGUGGAAACAAUAGGGUCUUUUAAGAGACUCCUGGAUGGCUACAUGGAGCUUUGAAAAAUAGAGGGCUAUGGGUAAAGCCUAGGUAGUUCUAAAGUAGGGACAUGUUCGCACAACUUUGUGGGCCGAAGGGUCUGUAUUGUGCUGCAGGUUUUCUAUGUUUCUAAGAACGUCCAUUUAGAAUAGGGAUGGGGAGGAAUUUCUUUAGCCAGAGAGUGGUGAAUCUGUGGAAUUCAUUGCCACAGACAGUGUGGAGGCCAAAUCAUUGGGUAUAUUUAAGGCAGAUGUUGAUAUAUUCUUGUUUGGUUUGGGCAUGAAGGGAUAUGGGUGAAGGCAGGAGACUGAGGUUGAGAGGGAAAUGGAUCAGCUCUGACAAAAUAAUGGAGCAGACUCGAUAGGCCAAAUAGUCUAAUUCUGCUUCUAUAUUUUAUGGUCUAAACUCAGGAGAUUCACAUCUGCUCGGCGUUCUGAGGACAUUAAGUAACACACAUUUUUGGGAUUUAUGAAUUUAUUCUUCUGGUUUUGUGAGAGCAGGAUGGCUUUCCUGAAUUAUACAGGACUAUUUUUUACCUGAAGAUUUAGUUGAUUUAAGCAAAAAGUAGCUUAGCUCUUCCCUUUAAGCUUUCUCUAAUGAUACGAAGUGUACUUUUUCCAAUUAUCCCACUGCUUUCCCCCAUGGACAGAACAAGGAUGAUUUUAAGGGAUCAUAUUUACCAAUUUAUUCAGUCCUUGUGCAAAGCAGAUGAACAAACAAUUGUGUGUAUCACAAAGGUCAAAACUCUGUUUAAACUGGAACAUCUGCAGGAAAAUAAUCUAAUGUAGUAAUAGAAGCCCUGGAAUAAAAGUGCGUUAUUCUCAAGAGAUGAGGUAUAGCCCAAGACUGAAUGCUAUUGAGUGCUGCCUGGCCUGCUGAGUUCUUCCAGCAUUUUGUGUUUGUUGCUUUGCAUUUCCAGCAGCUACAGAUUUUCGAGUUGGCGAAUCCCUUUAUGAAUGAUGACAUGGAUACAAAUAAAUAUGUACAAGACUUGCUGCAGCAAUUGGAAGAAUCCCGCAGGAAGGUUCAGAGAGAGAAGCUGGCUGUGGCCCAGUUACAACAGGAAGCUGCAAGCAGUGAAAGUGAAAGAACAAUGUGCGAGAAGCUGAUGCGUGAAUUGGAGGAAGAGAGAUGUUUAAGGCUUGAGACUGAAAACCGACUGCGUGAGGUUACACUGGAGUCUGAAAUCAGUGCAUCCCAGAUGCAGGCUCUGCAGAAGCAGCUUGCCAGGAUGGAAGAGACUGUAAGAAAUCUACUCCAGAAUCAAGGGGCAAGAGCACAGAGUGCAGGAACAGCAGCUGAUCUUUUAAAUGCUUGCCAGGCUAAGAUGUCAGAAGAUACAGAGGUUUCCAAAGAAACAACAACAGACCUACAUGAGGCAUUGGAUGAAUUUCCCAGCAGCGCAAUCAACAUUGAGGAACAGGAAAAGACAAUGCACCUUCUGGAAAGACUAAGAACGUUGGAGGCAGAAAACUCAGCAUUGGCACUAGAAAAUGAACAUCAACGAGAACAAUAUGAACGCUGUCUUGAUGAGGUGGCUAAUCAAGUUGUGCAGGCGUUGCUUACUCAGAAGGAUUUAAGAGAUGAGUGCCUGAAACUGCGCACUAGGGUCUUCGAUCUCGAACAGCAGAACCGCACAUUGAACGUUUUAUUUCAGCAGAGAGUUCGCCUGGCGUCUGACUCCCUUCUACAGAAACUUCACUCACGGAUUGUAGAUCUCUCAUCAGGCGACCUCUUCUCCACUGCCGAGAGGAACAGACAUCCAAUCAAGUCAAAAAGUACAGACACACAAAUUCAUGAAGCUCAUGCAAAUACACCAUCAAAUGUAUCGGUUUUAAAGUGUCAGAGUCAAUUAAAUCUGACCGUACCUAGCCAGCUUUAUCCCAGGAGCAGCUGUAGCAGCAGUGACCUCUCAAUCUCAAGUGCCUGCAGUGAACAUUCAAGUGGCUCCUACACUUGGAAUGAAGGAAGGACAUGGAGUAAGAGGUCAUCGUUAAACUGGGAAACAAGACUCAGCAUUGGCUCCUCACUUCCCAGCAACCUCUCUAGUCCUGCAGAAGAACUACCUCCCACUCGAGAAAAAGAAUGCCACAUCUUAGAAGGAUUGAAAAAGCUUCAGAAGAAAGGGACUUUCUUGGAACCACCUUCGAUUGUGUCAAAAUGGGCUUACAAGGAUUGCAUGAACUCCAAUGAAGGAAUUUACUCGCUUGGCCUAAGAUGUCGGACUCGCAAUAAGGAUAAAACUCCAACACCUUUCAAGGCCACUGAUAAUAUAGUGUGCUUAGAUCAGCCCAAACCAUUCGUGUAUGAUUCUGAUUCAAAUGAUGAUGCAGAUGAUGACUACACAGCAAUCAUAAUAAAUGAAGUGCCAAGUAAAGAUUGCAAAUCAUUUUGUAAAAAGCUAACACACAGUAUUUCUGACAGCCUGUUUGACUGGGAUCACAAUGUUUCAGAAAGGCUCACACACCUAAGCUCAAGAGAAAAGCCUGAAAAGCUGACGAGUUUUGUCACUAGUUUGCAGUCCAGUGACAAGUUUUGUACAAACAAUAAGUUGCCUGCAACAAAACUGCAAUUUAAUUCUACCAAACUGCACUAUGAGGAUUUGGCGAUCCAGCUGUCUGACACAGAGGAUAUUGAGAAGUUGGAUGAAACUCAACUGGAAGACACUGAAAAGAUAAAUUCUUCUGAACUUGUAUCAAGUUUUUUAAGUGACAAACAAUCAGUGAGUCAUGCAAGCCCACUCAGUUGUAAAAAAACAUUCUUCUCUUCUGCAGAUAAAGAUGAAAGCCAUUUUUCACCUUGCUCUGACAAUAAUCCACAGACAUCAAACUUACUGAAAGAUAACUGUCAAACAACCAAGUUUGUGAAAACAUCAUCUGAAGAAUGCAUCACAAUAGUGUUUGAUGCUGAAGAUGGCCAGCCAAUUAGGUUUAAUUCCCAACAGACCGCAAGUGUCACAGUGUCUUCAAAUCAAAUUUCCUUUCCAAAUGCUUCAGAUGGGAAUUGCCAACAAGCUGACUUUGCGGUGGAUGACUCUGGGCUGCUGCCUGAAGGACUGAUCACUUGUCAACAAGGAAGUGAUGCGAGGAACCGUACAAUUUUAGAGUCACUGCAAGGUCACAUGCUGCAAAAUUCAUUAGAUGAUCUUAAAGUCGACAAGAAAUCAUUUAGUUCUGUUGUUUGUACAGACUCUGGAAAUUCCAAAGGGCCAUUAUCUCAACACAGUCCUCAGCAACAAAAAAUAUUGAAGCCGUCUUGUAGCACAGUUUCUAAAUCAAACUCUGUAUCUCCUCAUUCUGUUCAAAAGCCAUAUCUAACCAAAAUACCCAACAGAGGGAAAAGCUCACCACAAAAAUCCUGUCACGUAAAUGGAAGUGACACUCCCCAUUUGCCUUCACCACUUGGCUCUCUUAACCAAGACAAGUCUCCAUCAGGUAUAAGAGUCUCUAAAUAUUUAAAAAUGCCAAAUUUCGGUAUUAAUAAUGGUUUGAAAAAUGAUACCAAUUUUCCAAAAUGCAGUCCCCCUCUUCCUCCAAGCUCCAAGGUUGCAUCAUGCAAUGAAGGAGGAAAGAGCCAUUGUGGGAUUUUACAAGGAUCUUUAUUUUCCAGAAAGCCAGUGGUGGAUCUUCGAGAACAUCCCACACGAGAUAAACAGAAUUCCUUAGAGUCGGAGGAAAUUAAAUCCUCAUCACCUCCACCUCCACUUCCACCAGGCAGAACCACUUCUUUGCUUUCUAGACCAAAUUGUGAACAUUCUCUGAAAAUAACUGCAAAAUCCGAAACAUCCACACCUGUUGUGCCAGAUAAGAAUGCACCCACAUCUCCAUCUUUAAAGCCAUUGGGAAUCACUAGUGCAGCAUUGCCUGCCUCCCCAAUGACAAAUGAAACAGAAAAUCAACUAAACCAGCAAUCCCCAGCAGUCACUGAUUUGAGCAGCUCCCACCAUGAAAAAGCUGCUUUGCAAAAUUCAGCGCACCUGUCACAGGAGUCAAGUGAAAUCUCAAAUGAUUUGACUGGUGUGUCUUCCGAAAAAAAAUCUCUGAAAACAAAUUGCUCAAACACUUCAUCAAUGCACAUUGAAUCUUGUCCUCAAGCAGCUGCUAAAAUGAUUAAAAGUUUAGCAUGCAAUCAUGCAAACCAAAAGGAUCCCUCACUUCAAAACACAUUUUCUGCCAAAACAGGGCAAUUAUGCAAAAUUGACUUGACAAUGCAGUGCACACCAUGUAAGAUGUUACCAGCAUCAUCACAGUGCCAUGUACCAAGUACAAAUGAACCCUCAGCUCAGCCACAGCACUGCCAGUCUCCGUCUGGUUCUACUGAUAAGCACAUAACCUUUUCAUGCUUUGAAGAACAAAAACACAAAACUCGUAUUCCUGUUGGACUUAAAGUAUUCUUGAAAUCACCACCAUUGUUGAGAAAAAGUUCAACUGUACCUGGGAAGCAUGAGAAAGACAGUAUUAAUAUCUACUCUAAAGGAAAUGUAACUCAGGGAAAAUCUGAGCAAGUUGAUGUAUCUGAAAGUAUUGAAUUUUUGGAACAACCAGGUUCAAUAGUUGGUAAUGAGAAUAAAGGCAACAUUCAGGAUCCUCCUGUUGUUAAAGCAGGUUUACCUGCUGAACUUGAGAGUGAAAUAAAAUAUUGCAGAAUCUCUACAGAUGGAAAUGAUGUUAAUAACAUGGAAAUUAAAGUUUUUAAGAGGUCAGUUUCUGUUAACAGCAAACCUUAUCUUAAACCAGCUCUAGGUAUGAACGGUGCCAAAGCUCGAAGCCAGAGUUUUAGCAAUCAGUCUGGGGAGAAGUCUUCUGUUUCACUGGUGGAUGGGCCUGGAAAGGUGCGAACACAAAUCAUUACAAACACGAGUGACAGAGGUAAUUCCUUGACGCGGCAGAACUCCACUGGCACAGCGGAAGCAAUGCAAACUAAACCAGCCUGUGGCUCCUCGGCUAGCCAAAGUGCUUCACAUUCUCCGAGAAAAGCGGAUGUUUCCUACACACGACAGGUAUCAAGCGGAAGUAUAAGCAGCUCAAGUAGCCACCAUAGUAGUCCUAGCAAGUUGCCUUGUAGAACUCCACCAAAGGCUGACGGUCAGCUUAGUACUUUCAAGUGUAGUGGCAGACAGUCACCUCCUCAAAAAGAAAGCAGAAGCCUACCUCUCAGUGAGAAAAAAAUGAAACAAAUGCCACAGAAAGGAAAAAAUGUAGUGCUUUCUGGAUAUGAGUCUCAGUCAUCACCAAAUAUGUCUUCUGCAGAAAAUCCAUGCAAGUCGCAGAGUCCCUCUGAACUGAAUUUGGCAAAAGUUGCAAAGAAACAGGAAAAUCUGUCCAAAAGGCCUGAGAAUCCUGGCAAGGUACUCAUCCCUCCUUCUGUUGCUGAGACACCAUGCAGCAUCGAAGCAAAAGUCAUGCUGGGAAUCCAGGAAAAUAUGCAGAAGUUGCAACAACGGGGCAAAGUUCAGUUUUUGGAAAGUAAACAGAAGACAGGGCCUUCAAUAGCCAAGUGGUUUGGUUUCCGAAAGAGUAAGUUGCCAGCUCCCAAUAGCAAAAUGUCUGAUGAUUCUAAAUCCAAGGAUGAGAAAAAAGCAACCAAAAGUGGAGCCAGUUCUGGAAUCAAACAAACAAAAUUUGAUAAGAAAAAGGAUAAAAGAAAAAAUGAAACUGGAUGUGAAAGAGAGAGUGAUGUCACCAAAAGAGAACCACGUUAUGUCAAAAAGUUAGAACAUGAUUAUCCAAGUAAAGGUUCUGAGUUCACACCCCAGGAAACACACUACAGUAGAAAAAUAAAUCUUCCAUCCAAACGUCAAGGCUUUAAAGAUCACAAUAUUCCCACAAGAGAGUCAGCAAAUGAUGAGUUCAUGCAAGAGCUCUUGCACAGAGUUGAUCAGAAGGCAGCUCAUCAGAGGGAAAACGCAUCAAAUCAUGUUUCCCCCCGAAACAUGUCUAAGGGCAUCUCCCAUGGCUCUGCAUUUCCUAGCAACUCUAUCAGUGUUCCAGUAAACCAUGGAAAGAAUUACAAAAUGAAGCCACCUACUGAGAUUCCAAAUGAAAUUCAUAAAGAUUUGAAAAUGGAUUCUGAGUGUGUAGUUAAUACAAUUCCACAUGAAAAUUACGUUGAACUGUGGCAUUUGAGUGAGUCAUCUCCUGGGAAUCUCUCUGACUGGCAAAGUUUAAAAUAUCAGAACCAAGCAAAUGAACAGAUACUAAGGGGCAAAGUGGAAAAAAAUACAAGCUUGGAAAGCACGAAGGGAGCCAUCGCUGACUCAACAUGUCACGAUCAAAUCAUAGGAUCAAGUUGCCAGAUGAGAACAUUGGACAGUGGAAUUGGGACAUUUCCCCUCCCAGACUCUGUGAGCCGGGCAACAGGGCGACACGUUACCAAAACAACAUCCUGCCUUGAUUACGAGCUUUCCUCCUCCCUGGAAAAAAUGCCAUACACAGCAAAAGUUUCUCAGAAAGCAAAAACACUUGAACGAGAAGUGCCUUGCAGUGCUGAAUGCAGCAAUCCUCGGCAGGAGAUGAUCGGCCACUCAGCAUCCGACCCCACGAUGGUUGCUAAACCUGCACAAGCAUUUCCAAAUUGCCUUCCCAAGCCAUCCAGUGCAGGUUUCCUUGUUACUAAAUACAAAAUGCAAGAUCGUCUAACUGAGGGUUGCACUCCAACCCAAUGUUCAAACAUCUGUCAAAGUGAACAUUCCAAGUUGCCAGAGAGAACGAGGAAUCUGCAACAACCAGGCUGUUCCCAGAGUCUGAGUGCACAGGAACAAGCAAUGCAUCUGCGUUCAUAUUCUACCAGAAGUAGUAAGAAUGAAACAGAAGCUGAACUGGAAUCAGUGGAGAAUGGCACUGGCGGUAACGAAUUAUUCAACAAAACUGGAAGUCAACGGCAACAUAUUGACAAACCAUCGUACUUCGGAAACGAGUCGAGAGUUUUCACUUUUUACCAGCCAAACCUGUAUGUGCAUUAUGGAAAGGACAUGCCACAAUUCAUUGUGAAGCAAUUACAUGGUGACUUCAGUAAGGAUGAAAAUGUUGAUGAUAUUCCAAGUAAAAUCAAACAAGUGAGAAGUGAAGGGUCAGACUCCAAGUUGCCCACUCCGCCGAACGUCUCGAUGGACAAAGUCAACAGGAUCAAUUUGCGCAGGAUUGAGGAGAAGAAAUAUUUAUCAAAGCCCGAGACUGACAAGGAAAGCGCAGGGAAACCCGAGCAAGUCUCGCCGAGUUCCUCCGGAAAGACCGGUGUGGACAACUCGCGAUCGCUGAGCGAUUCUUUGUAUGACAGUUCCUCAUCCUGUGCGAGUCGAGCUUCUAACGAAGUGUAGAGCGACAACAAAGAACCAAAAAGAAUAAUAAUGCAAGAUAAAGACAGUUGGGACAAUUUUGAAACUGUGUCACAGUAAAAUUAAGACGGAGUAACGAAUUCUGCUCUUCCCACAGCAGAUUGCACUUCUUGUCAGAGAACACUGUAUUAAAACUGGUAAUCGCUGCAAUUCCUAUGACGUGAAUUAAAUUUAAAGGAAACCUAUUUUGCACUGUAUAAAUACUGAAUUUCUUUUCUUGUAAAUUGAGAAAUAUAUUUGUAGACAAUAAAGCAAUACAUACUAAAACAUGGUGCAAUCCUGCCUGGACUAACACCCUUUCGCUGGGAAGUUGGAGAUCACAGGUUAAAAUAUCAUUUUUGUCUGCAUUUGUUUUUUUUUUGUUCGCUUUUUGCUUGGGUCAGAUCCUGUGCUGGACACCAGUUCCACAAAUGGGCACACAUUCAAGGAAAUGGGAUUUUUAAAACGCACUCCCACUAUUAGGAGGGAGGCAAAAACUAUCUACAACUCAAAUUUUUGUGCCUAGGAAAUUGACGGCCCCAGUUCAGAUGAUGUAUAUUUUAACUCAGGUGACUUGUAACAUUUAUAAGAAAAUGGAUGGCCGCGUAUUCUUAGCGGGGUUUUGUCCGGUAAAAAAAUGUCAGGGAUAUCUGUAAAAUAGUGUAGUUGUUCUUUAAACUCUCGCGUAAUGUGAUGAACACACCUUCAGCUACGAGCCAGACUAUCAAUAAUAAUCAGUUUUCACUUUACUUUUUUUUAACAACUUCGCCGUACAUCCCUAAUGGAGUUGAUAAAGUUUUUUUAAAACUAGAAACCCAUUUUCCAGCAGAGACUUGGCGGUGCUGAUUCAACUCAUCAAUUCCCCUCUGAGUUCCACCAGUCCUCCCUUCAUAUAUUUGGAGAACAUGCGAAAUUUCAAAUAGCGCGUAUUUUUUUCUAGAUGUGAGAUAUUUAUACCUACUUUUGUACAUCGAAUUGUAAAGUAGUAUAUUUGAUAUGUUCUGAUUCUACACUCAAUCAAAACGGCUGAUUCAAAAAUGUUCCAAGUGCAAACAUUCCGCAACGUUCCCAACAGUGUUACUUGAAUUCCUGGUGCAAUCUAGAUGUUAAUUAUUAGAAAUUAAUGUCAUAUUUUUCAUGUACGAACUUUGUUAAAACAAAAUA